AAAACACGAUAGAAUAACAUGGGAUGACUCUAAAGAAAAUGUAGGCGUAAUCUUUGAAAUUCUUGAUGGGAACGUCAAAUUGUCAAGUGAUAAACAGCUGAUUAUAAAGUAAGAUGGCGAAUUACAUUAUGUUUAAUAAUUUGGAGAAUAUAAUAUUUUGAGUGUAAUUCGUUCUCAGUUAGCCCGUGUUUGCCAGAUAUAAAAAUGCCUGGCACCAGUCUGGUCGUACCUGUAGUGCUUUGGGGCAGGCAUGCUCCAACACACUGUAUAUCUUGCAUUUAUUUAUCAAAAGACCUGAGAACGUUAGCUACUGGGUGUUACGAUGGACAAAUAUGCCUAUGGCAAGUCGAUCCGGAUACUCUUCAGAUGAUACCGAGAUGUUUACUAGUUGGCCAUACAGCUCCAAUAUUAUGCAUAACGAGAGCUUCGAUGAUCCAAGAGAACAAUUACAUUGUUUCCAGUUCGGAGGCUGGCGAAAUGUGCACUUGGGAUUUGAUCGAUGGAAAAUGCCGGGAAGCAGUUAAAUUACAACAAGUUCACACUAAUAUGCAGGCAUACCACAUGUGUAACUGUGAAGAUCUUAGAUUAUUCUGUAACGGAUACUACCCGGAAAUCCUUGUUAUGGACCCGUUUAGUUUGGAGAUAUUAUUUAUGCUUUCUUCAAAGCAAAAUCCUGAUUGGAUUAGUGCACUACAUGUACUGAGACCAUCGAAGCGCAAAGAUGAUGUGGUGCUAGCAUUGACGACGACGGGUAUGGUGAAAGUGUGGACUCUAACAGGGGCUGAAAACAGGCAUCAAGAACCUAUUUACGAAAAUGAAAGUAAACAAAUACGUACCUUGAAUGCAGCCUGUUUGCAGUGUUGCAGCUAUAACCAAAGAACUGUGCUUGUCGUUUGUACCAAAUAUUGGCAAAUAUAUGAUGCAGGUGAUUUUAGUGUACUGUGUUCCUACUUGGCACCAAGAGGUGAAAGAUGGAUGUCCGGGGAUUUUCUGGCUAUCGACAGAAUAAUAAUGUGGUCAGACGCAGGGAAAGGUUAUCUGUACAAGUUACCAUCUAACAAGCUACGUGGCAAGAAUAUUAAUAAUAGCAGUAUACCAGAACAUUCUGAUUUUCAUACUCCAAGUAUCGAAAGUGAUAGCCCAUUUUUAUAUUGCAUUUUGAAUCAACCAGACAGUAAGCCUCUGUCAUGCCCUCCAGCGAUGCAUUUCAUUACGACUACCAAACAAAACAAGCAGAACAAAUCCAGGUAUCUGAUUAGAGGCGAUUCGGAGGGAUACGUUUUAGUGUGGAGUAUUCCCGAAAUUUCGGCGGCGCAGUUAGAUGAAAUCCAAAGACAAAAAUUACCUCAACCAAUCGCUAUGAAAGCGACCCUUACGACCAGCCUAACCGAGGCGUGGGCAGGCGUAAAUCCGAGUCCCGUCGGUAUUUUGGAUCAGCUAGAGAAGCAGGAAGGUCAAUCUAUUAAACUGACGGCCAGUAUUUAUUUACCGUUACAAAGUAGGUUAGUGGUCGGAAGGGAAGAUGGUACGAUAAUAAUCGUACCGGCAAAUCAGACUGUGAUGUUACAUCUACUUCAUGGUAACCAUCAGCAGUUUAGCGGAUGGCCUCAACAUCAAAUACUGUCAGGCCACGGUGGUAGGGUCAAUUGCCUUCUCUAUCCGCAUAGAGAACAUUCGAGAUAUGACAAGAACCAUUUGGUGUCCGGUGGUGUGGACUUUGCCGUGUGCCUGUGGGAUUUGUACGCCGGAACAUUGCUUCACAGAUUUUGCGUACACGCCGGAGAAAUUACCCAACUAUUGGUGCCUCCGAAUAAUUGCAGCGCUCGAAUACAAAAGUGCAUUUGCUCGGUGGCUUCGGAUCAUUCGGUGACGUUACUCAGCCUGGCCGAAAGGAAAUGCGUCUGCUUGGCGUCGAGACAUCUGUUUCCCGUCACUACGAUCAAAUGGAGGCCUAACGACGAUUUCAUGAUCAUCGGUUGCUCGGACGGUACGGUCUACGUGUGGCAAAUGGAGACCGGCCAUUUGGACAGAGUCCUGCAGGGCAUCGCGGCCGAAGAGGUGCUCUACGCCUGCGAGGAAAACGAAGCUAACAACACGUCUUCCGAGGUCGGUUUGGCCAAUCCGGCCGUGCAUUUCUUUAGAGGGCUCAGACAUAGGAAUUUGUCCGCCAUUCGGCAUGCCACUCAAAGGGGUCUACAUCAACUGCAGAUGCUCGGUGCUCACACGAACAACGAUGAUCCGCACAUGCAGAGAAACCACAACUCUCCUCUUUCCGUACAAGGCCUACGAACAAAUCCCAAAGAUCCCGAAAGCCACAUUUUAUUUUUUGACAUUGAGGCGCUGAUAAUAGAACUGCUCAGCGAAGAAUACGAAACGAUGUCGCCCGGUAGUCUCGAAGCGGCCGGUCUAAUUAAUGCUACGGAGUAUUUGAAAGUGGCUGCUUUGACGCAGAGUGCUAGUCCUGAUGCCCAUAAAAAGAUCGUAGACUUUUUCGGAAAAAUGAAAAAUAAGGCUGAAAACAUGGAAAUGAUAAUAAAGGAAAAAGAUAAGCAUGGAAUACUGGCAAAAAUGAAAGAAGGCGCCGAAUCAGCGAUAGCAAAGGCGGAAAGCGUUUUAAAACAUUCAGGAGAUCACUUGAAAGAACCAACUGAACAUAAUGCUAAAAACAAAAAGCCCAAUUCGUUGGGCCCCAUCGAAGCUAGUCAUGGCAUGGAGAUAGCGCAACUUCUAUUAUCGUUGCUACACUCGUGGGGUUUAGACAACGAUCUCGAUAGAGUAUGCCAAGUGAAACUUGGUCUUCUACGACCUAUGGUACCCGUUUCGUACGGCGUUCUAUCUAAAGCCAAUCACAUGUCGCUUUUCCUUCCGACUUGGCACAAUACCAUUCCCGUCGACGAGGAGCCCCUUCCAUCCGAUUUGGCCCUCACCUACAGCCUACCGCCGGAGAUCAUCAGACAGGAACAAAUCACCAGAAUAUUCACGUCUCGAACCCAUUGGGAGCUAAGCACCACCUUAACUACCAAUCACUUGCUGGCCAUAAUCGCCCUAAGCCACACGUUAAUGUCGAUGAGCAACGCCACAUUCGUCCCCGAACAAGAAAGAAACAGGAAAAUGCAUAGACAGUCCACUCGGGUCAGUUGGUCGAAGACGGACGAAGAAAACGAAGAGAUGUUCGAGAUGUUUACGCAACAACAGGCGCAAAUCAAGCAAGGUUGGUCUCUCCUGGCGACGUUGCAUUGCGUUCUUUUGCCCGACAAAGUGAUCGAGCACGGAGCUAAAAAUUUCAAGAGACCGCAAGUGGAAAUGAUGGUGAAACGGUGGCAACACCAUUGCGUAGAAGUCAGGGAGGCCGCUCAAACGUUGCUUUUGGCCGAAUUAUCGAGAAUGGGUCCUAAAGGUAGGAAGCAAUUGGUGGAAUCGUGGGCGCAAUAUUUGCCGCAGUUCACGCACAUCGAGACCAUCAAUCAUCAAGCCACGUCUCCGGUGCCGCAAACGAACGGUACUACCAACCAACAACCGCACAGUCCGGAUCCAGUGGACGAAGAAUUCGAGGAAGAAGAGGAAGAGCAAAUUCGCAAACCGUCGAGUUUGUCCGAAUUGAAAAAGAAACAGUCCACGGCGGUGAUUAUAUUAGGCGUAAUCGGGGCCGAAUUCGGGCAAGACAUCACUUGUAGCGACAACAAUAAGAGGAGAAUGAGCGAAGAUCGAAGGAAAAGUUCCGUCGUCGAAGGUUUCGGUCCUGGUAAUAAUAAUCUGGCAAGACUGACUUCGAUGGCGUUGUCCCAUUUGCUAUUAGCUCCUGCCUCUCCGAAACUACCAGCACACAUUCCUUUAAGACGAGCCGCCAUCGACCUCAUAGGCAGGGGAUUCACCGUUUGGGCCCCUUUCUUAGACAUUAGUAAAGUAUUGUUAGGUCUUUUAGAAAUGUGCUCAGAUGCGGAUAGAUUGGUUCCCAGCAUGACCUACGGACUACCUUUAACUCCACAAGCCGAUUCGUGUAGAACCGCCAGACACGCUCUGACUCUUAUAGCCACAGCUAGACCGGCCGCAUUUAUUACUACCAUGGCCAAAGAAGUGGCCAGAUACAACGCCAUGCAACAGAAUGCACAGACGUUGAACAUCAACAUGCACAACAACGUGUUGCACAGAGCGAAGCCGGAAAUUUUACGAGGCGUCGAACUUCUCAUCGACAAGAUGCAAAACGAAAUGUCCGAACUUCUCGUCGAGCUAAUGGACAUCAUAUUGCAUUGCGUGGAUCCGAGUCAGUUGAAAAGUACCGGUUUGCAGGAGCUGUUCCCGGCCGUAUGCCGGUUUAAUCAGGUGUCGCAUUGUCCGGCGACGCGCAGAAUAGCAGUUGGUUCGCAUACCGGAUCUUUGACAUUGUACGAGCUUAGACAGGGAAAGUGCGUUACUAUUAAAGCUCAUUCGUCGGCCGUCACCGCUUUGGCAUUUAGCCCCGAUGGGAAAUUCUUGGUCAGUUACGCUUCCGGCGAUAACAAGUUGAGCUUCUGGCAAACCAGCACGGGUAUGUUCGGCUUGGGCCAGUCGCAGACGAAGAACGUGAAAUCUUACAGCACGGCUCCCAUAGCGGACGUGUCGCGCCUGAACCCCAUGCGUCUCGCUCGCUUGAUUUGGAUCAACAACAGGACCGUGUCGCUGAUGUUGGCCGACGGUUCCGAAACUAGGUUCAACGUGUAACGGAACGGUAGCCGAAUAGAUAACGUGGCCUUUCCAGUCUAACGUCACCUUAUGAACGAGUAGGUAUAUAAUGUUAUGGUUUAAAUUAAAUCGAUGCGUCUGUGUAACAUUUUAACUUGCACACACUUCUCUGGGUUUAUAAUUUGGGUGGUAGAACGGCGUAGUUUGGUGAACUAGUUGGGCUGUCGGAUUAUAUUGAAUUGAAUUAUUUACGUACUAUUUAAGCGCGCGAUAUCAAAAGGGAAUUGAAAAAAAAUGUAUUGCGACGGAACCGACAGCCCAACUGGUUUUUCGAAAUUGUAUCAGUUAUUAAAACGAUGAGCGACAAUAAUUCGAAUGUGACGAUCGUUAUUAUUACGCCUAUUUGGCUCGAAAGCAAGCUAAAUAGGGUCUUCUUGCAGCCUUAAAUUAUCAAGAGUCUAUGUGCCUGUAAAUGUAUGCACCGUUGAUUUAUUUAGUUAUUCUUCCAAAUUUGUACAUCAAAUAUUUUGCGACUGCUACAUCUUAUUUUAACAUUAAAUAUUGAUGAAAAUCCGUAUGUUAUUUAUCCUAAUUAUUAUAGAUUAAAUUAAUUAAGUAGUUCUUUUAUAAGAACUCAAUUUUUAUUUGCGUAUUUUCGAUUAUUUCGCCACCAUUUACCUAAUGCAUGGUUCUUCAAAAUCGUCCAGUAAUGUAGGAAUUUGGAAGAAUAGCGAAUUAUUAAUUGAUAUAAGUUCCGCAUUUCCUUAUUUCAUUUGAAAUUAGUUGGGCUAGUCACUUACCGAGAUAGCUUUAGCCUAUUUAGUUUGCUAACCAUUUUCAAAGUGCUAUAUUUUUAUUCGUCUCGAAUUUUUAUGAAAGAUAUCCGAAGAAAUUGAAACGUGUAUUGAAACAGUUUUCAUAAUUUUCGAGAUUCUAAAAAUAUAAACGACGAAUUCUAAAAUUCGUCGCGAUUUAUUCAAAAAUAUAUUUAUAUAAUUCUAGUCAUUAAAUUCCUACCCUUGCUCGUUAGCUUAGCUUGUAUUAUAAUUUUCUUGUAUGAAGUAUUAAUUCACAGUUAAUAAUGAAAUACAUAUGGAGUACCGCGCUCGGUUGUAGAAGCGGGUUUGGUUCUGUAUGAGUUUGAUUACAAUUUUGAGAUACAAAGAGCCAGUAAUUGAAAGAAAAAAUACUAAACCAUCUUUUACGUGCGAUUCUUGCGGUGUUCAUUACUUAGGGAAUUAAUUGAAUGCUUAAUAGGCUGUUAGAAGCAUAUCCAAAUAAAAGAAAUAUCGUACUUACAGGAUUUUGAUUGAGACAAAAUGACGUUAAACGUGCUUCUAUUAAACAUUCAAUUACAGUAUUAAAAUUACUAAAUAUGCAAGUACAAAUUUAUGUAUUUGUACAAUAUUAUAUUAACCUCUAAUUGAUGUGAAAAUGAACACAAUCUGAUCUAGUUUUGUAAUUCGAAAAUUGCAAAGUAAUUAUUAAACGAAUACAUAUAGAUAAUUUUAUCAUUUAUCCAUAUAAUGUUUAUAAAAAAAAUGUAUAUAAAUGUUAUUUAUU
Molecule: messenger RNA, 6222 nt
Organism: Phyllotreta striolata
Lineage: Eukaryota; Metazoa; Arthropoda; Insecta; Coleoptera; Chrysomelidae
Source: the annotation of a GenBank genome assembly